Messenger RNA from Folsomia candida, 1897 nucleotides. RefSeq lists its product as uncharacterized. NCBI's taxonomy places the organism in Eukaryota, Metazoa, Arthropoda, Collembola, Entomobryomorpha, Isotomidae. The transcript has 2 exons. The coding region runs from base 688 to 1572 and encodes 294 amino acids. The record is from RefSeq and is a predicted model, not a curated record.
UUUACGUAUGUAUGCAUAUACAUUUACAUAUAUAUGUAAAUACCUCAUGUAUCUCGCCGCCCCGUAACAAGUGGGUCGAGAUUUGAGUUUGCCCGAACAGUGGCGGCGGAACCCAUGAAAUACCAAUCUCUAUAAGCGUAGCUUCUUCAGUCAUCCAUGGGCGGAACCAGGGGGACAGGGAGACAUUGCCCCCCAGAAAUUUAGCAAAAUCGUAUCUUUCCCAUGUUAAUAAGUCCCACCUUCUCCUAUCCCACAAUGCUAAUGUCCCCCCAACUUCCGCCCCCACUGGCCCCGAAUCUCGGUCAAACCUCAAACAGCGCGAAACUAUGUGUGUACGAAUGCCAGGAUUAAUCACAGCUCGCAACAGCAACGCAAAUAAGAGAAACUCGAAACUAUUAAGUCUAAAAUUAAAAAUUAAAAAACAUUUGACUGUCACAUUUUUACUUUUUCGCCUUCGGAUUAGGACACGUGAGUGCGCGACGUUUUUGCUGUUGAGCUAUUUAGACACUUUCUUCGUGUCCAGUCAGUCAUCUGGUCCGUGUGAGUUAACGGAGAAACUUUUUAAUUAUCGUGUCUGAAAUUUACCAGAAAUUAGAAUUUUUUUAAGUUAAUAAUCAUAUCCCGGAACUGUUUCAUGAUUUUUUUAUCACGUAGGUGACUUUAUGUUUUAAACUACAAGCGAUUACCAUGACGGCUUCAAUUAUUAUGAAACUCGAGUUGAGCAACCAACUCAAACUGUUGCACAAUCAUCUCAUCGAGACGAGCCAACUUAUUGAAGAUUUCCUGGAAACUGAAAAUGGAGUUGAUUUAGAUAGCAGCGAGGGUUUAAACUUAAAAGAAGCCUUACCCAAAUUUGUGGGUCAAAUGUCCUCCUUCGCCUCGAACGUGAUAAGUCUGCAGGUCAAAUUGAACCCGUACCAAGAAGGUGACGGGGAUCCAAAGGGUUAUCAUGACGACGUUAUCGAGAGUGAUAAAAAGCCGCAGCAGGGCACCCUUAUCGAGGCGAUAAGAACAAACGGUUACAAAUUUCCAGCCGGAUAUAAAGUAAAAACGGAAGAGCUCGAAAUGGAGGCAGUGGUGGCAUCGGAGGAGGAGGACGAAGAAGACGAAGACCUCCUCCCGAAUGAAAUGGAGGAAGUCGAAGAGGGAUACGACGAUGAAUAUUCAGAUGAAAUAGGAACGUCGCCCCCAGAAUAUGAAUAUGACAUGCAUCCUGUCCAAGAGGAAGAACCUCCGAAUUCUAUUGGACGAAGAAAGCAAAUUCUUCAAAUCAGAAACAUUGACGAAACUCCUAUCGUUGAGAAACCUAAACCUGUCAAGAAUAACAUACCGCCCAUGUGGAACGGCAAACCUGUGUCGUUAUCGACCCUGCGCGUAAUGCGCUUUCGGAGCCGGAUGACUGAAGAACAGAAAGCCGAGCAGAGAAGGAAGGAUCGCGAAAGAGUGACGAGAAAGCGGGCCGCCCUCCGCGCGGCCAGUGCCCUCCAACAGGACGACACCAAUGGGAACAGUAACUCUUCGGAGAGUUAUGAAAGUCUCCGCAUGAAUAAAAAGAAAGAGGAUUCGCCAUAAUGGAACUGAUACGAAAUUGUAUUUUAUCUUAUAAUUAUUAUAUUAUUAUCAUAUUAUUAUCAUAAUAUUGUGCUGAAACUAUAAAGAUAAAGAUAAAGAUAUUCACGAUGCAUUUUUUAAAUUGGAAGAUUUUUUAAUAUUCAGAUAGGGACCCUAAUGUACGGCGCUAGUCGUUUAGCUUUUUCGAAAUAAACAUAUGUAAAAUGAUUUCAUGCAAUGAACAAUAAUAAAAUACAAACUUUUUUAAAAGCAUGUCCUUCAUUGGUACGAAUUUUAUUCAAACUGAAAUAAAAACGAUUUAUGUUUUAUUUACGUGUCUGAAAUG